AUGCAAGACCAAGAUGAAGGCCUCAAAGCUAACAAAGAAAUAUUGAAGAAUGGUUCUUACCAAGAUUAUUGCAUCGAAAAUGAUUUGCUGUAUAAAGGAGAAUUGAAACAAUUGGUAAUACCAAAAACUUUGGAAAAAGAAAUAAUAAAAAGAACUCAUGGUAUUGGUCAUUUUUCAUGUAAGAAAAUGAAACAAAUCAUAAGUAACAGCUAUUACAUCAAUCAGUGGGAUAAGAAAUUACAAGACUUCAUGAAAACAUGCAUACCAUGCUUACUGGCAAAAAGAAAAUCUGGAAAACAAAAAGGAUUUUUACACCCUAUAGAAAAAAAAAGUAUGCCAUUACAUACUUUGCAUAUCGACCAUAUUGGGCCUCUAAUGGAAGCUAAAAAACAGUAUAAUUACAUUUUGACAAUGGUUGAUGCCUUCACCAAGUUUACAUGGAUAUUUCCAACAAAGUCCACAACCAAUAAGGAAACAUUGGACAAAUUAAAGAUUUUUCAACAACAUUUUGGCAACCCAGACAGAAUAAUAACUGACAAAGGUACCGCAUUUACAGUAAAUGAUUUUCGAGAGUUUUGCGAGACAGAAGGUAUACAACAUAUUUCUAUAACAACUGGAGUACCACGUGGAAAUGGACAGGUGGAACGUGUGCAUCGCAAGAUCAUCUCAGUUUUGACAAAGUUAUGCAGUGAAGACCCUUCCUUUUGGUAUAAGCAUGUAAAUCGAUUACAGAGAGCUUUGAACAGCACGUACCAUAGGACCAUUGAUACAACUUCAUUUACACUAACGAUUGGUACAAAGUUAAGACAAAAGGAAGAUUUGGAAAUAAUUCAAAUUUUACAGAGUGAAGAGGUUGAACAGUAUAACAGAAACAGAGAAGAUUUAAGAGUGAAAGCCAAACAUCACAUAUUGAAAGUACAAGAAGAAAAUAGAAGAAACUUAAAUAAGCAUAGAAAAGAAGGCUGCAAGUAUGAAAUAGGGGAUUUCGUAGCAAUCAAGCGCACUCAGUUUGGAGUAGGACUUAAGUUGCGACCUAAAUAA
Messenger RNA from Parnassius mnemosyne (clouded apollo), 1041 nucleotides. The record is from the annotation of a GenBank genome assembly. NCBI's taxonomy places the organism in Eukaryota, Metazoa, Arthropoda, Insecta, Lepidoptera, Papilionidae.